ACCCUCUUUGGUUCUCUAGCCGUUGAUCUUCCUUCGACCACCGUGAGACUACAAGUCCAGCAACUACUGCUGAUUGGUGCAACGGUGUAUUAGAGAAUUCCCACUUCCCAGAUGCCAGGAACAAUUCAAGUUUCCGUUCUGGACGUGGACCUUCCAUCUUCAUACUCAUCCUCUUUUUCAUCGUCAAUAUCUGUAAAGGUUUCCAUGGGCAAGAGGGAAUAUCAAACAAUGGGCAAGGGAGACUUCUCUUUUCCAUUGACGGCUUUACGUGACAACUUGGUUCUGACUCUCCUGGAUGGCAAUGGGAAUGAGCUAUCGCGGACAGCAGGUGUAGAGACGAUGUCCAUUGUUGAAAAGGAAAUCUGGGAUGAUCUCUUUCCUCUUGAAGGAGGAGGGCAGCUGCACAUGAAACUGCAAUUCAUCCUCAGUGAUGAAGAGCGCAAGCGGAUUCGAGAAAUGAGAGAAUCUGCAUUGAAGAAGAAACAUGAGGAGCUCAGCAGCAGUCAUAGACAGUUGGACACUCCUGCUGCUCCGGAUCCUACUGUUGGUGUUAAUAUUGCAUCACCGUCAUUGUCCCUCAAACAUGAGGUUGCAGAAAAACCUGCUCAAGACAAAGCUUUAAGCAUUGGAAUGCGAUACAUUCAAGGUGUUUCAAUAUCCAAUCCAGUUAGUCACAGCAACAAUCCAGAGUCUUGUCCUGUAAACAAAGAUGGAACCCCACUUGAUCAACUGGAGAAAACAGCCCCAGACGGCAGUGAAGCAAAUCCAUCAGAGGCUCCACUGUCGCAAGAUCUUAAUGUCCUUGAUCCAACCAAAGCUUAUCUUAUGAAUUUUGAUGGAAAGAUUGAGAUAAAUUUACCUCCUGCAGAUGUUCCUGUGAAGCCAAUUGCUUCACUGGAAGUGAUAGAUUCUCAAUUAGGUUGCUCAGAAUCAUCUGAUACGAAAACUAAGCAUUCCGCUCCUGCUGUAAUGAGAAAAGAUCAAACUCAUACCCCUAAGGAGACCACAUUGGAGAGAACUCCUAGCAGUGUAAGGAAUCUGAUAAGUGCCUUUGAAAGUAGUCUAGCUCAGGAAGUGGGAGCUGAUGGUAAUGCACCAACAACAACGUCCCAAUCAAGAAAGACUGGUCUAAAAUAUCCUUUGAGAGGUCCUUUUGAGGAAGAAACUAUUAGAGAGAAAACUAAGUCAAUGAAACAGAUAUCAUCUAAGCAUUUGAAUUCUUUAUCUAGUGCAAGAUUCGGGGAAGUGAGGCAACAAAGUCCAAAUCAUACGACAAAACAUGGGGAUCAAGUUGGAUUGGAUGCACAGACUGUACAUGGACCAUCUGGGAAGCUCUUACCACACAGCCCUGGGCAGUUGGUGGUGGUGAGUUCAAAUAACACCUCAACCUACCAAACAAACUCAAGUGGAAUAACUAAGUUCAGAGGAGUGGAUAAAUUAGAAUAUAGACGUGAAGAGAGUGAGUCUCCAGAAGACUUCAGUGGACCAUCUAUAACAGAAAUUGCUACAGUUUCAGGAAGGACGCUUGAUGGGCCUUUGGCUACAAACAAACCUUGUGCUUUAUGCACAGACCAACAAGAUUCUUCUCUUGGUUUUGUGUUAAAGGACAAUGGAUGCAGAAAUUGCAGAGAAAAUUCAGAUAAGAUAAAUAUCUUUGGAGCUUCAAACAUAUGGAACAAAUCAGUAGCACAUUCUGAAGUUGAAAGACCAGGAAGCUGGAUAUUACCAGAUGGGUCCAGACGUUUGUGUAUAACAGCAGGGAGUAAACAAGUGAUGGAACUCAUGGGAAACUGGGGUGUAUGCAGAGAAACCCAUCAAAGAGAGAUGAGUCUGUUUAAGAUGGAUGCAUUUGAUGAGCAUAACAUCCAUGAUGAUAGUGAUAUUUGGGUAAAUAAAGAUGACAUGACUUCUCAAUGUUCAAGAACACUGAAUCCUGAAGGUUCUGGAGAUGUUACAAUUUCUGGAGGACUGAUUGGACAGGUAGUAAAGGUUGCAAUAAUGGUGGCAUUUGGAACACUUGUCCUGGUUACCAGACAAAGAAAAAGCAGGUCUCUUUAGUCUUUAUAGAACUCUCAUGCCUCAUUCAUUUUUGUGUAUAUUUAUCUUCUGGUCCUUAAGCAUGAUGACAUAGGAAUGAUGUAAGUAUGCUGGAUGUCACUGUCAAGAGGCUCCAGCUUCAGGCACUGCAUUAGAAACAAAGAAAGGGUUGGGCACUUAUUUGUGUGGUGCCAAACCUGAUGCUGUUCUGUAUUUGGGGUUUAACUCAUUUAUUUACUGUUCU
Messenger RNA from Telopea speciosissima, 2281 nucleotides. RefSeq lists its product as uncharacterized. NCBI's taxonomy places the organism in Eukaryota, Viridiplantae, Streptophyta, Magnoliopsida, Proteales, Proteaceae. The coding region runs from base 112 to 2058 and encodes 648 amino acids. The record is from RefSeq and is a predicted model, not a curated record. The transcript has 11 exons.